AUGAAUAAUCCAUAUAUACCAUUGAUUGAUCAUCGUGGCUUUUUUAGUAAAAAACGAAUGCAUUUACAACCAAUGUUACCAAUUCCUGUUACUUAUGCAUCAGCAGCUAUUCCGACAUUUGCACCAUUCGGUACUGAGUAUACACCUGGUCAUACAAUGAAAAUAAUUGGUGGUCGUUAUAUAUCCAUGCCUGAUUCAAUUGUUAAUGGAUCUAAAUAUCCGUCUGAAUUAUUAAUACAAAACAUGUAG
Molecule: messenger RNA, 249 nt
Organism: Rotaria sp. Silwood2
Lineage: Eukaryota; Metazoa; Rotifera; Eurotatoria; Philodinida; Philodinidae
Source: the annotation of a GenBank genome assembly